CCUCAGAGCUCCUCACAGACCGCAUCCCACUCGACCCCCGGCCGAAAUAGUCCCAUAUCUAUGCCCACCUCAUUGGACACCACUUCCGCCACUCAACUUCUGGCCACUUUCAACAGCAACCUCAAUACAGCCUCACCUACUGUUCCCUCUGCGUUAAUAAACUCCGCUCAAGAAAUGAUUACCAAACCAGAGGCAAACAACAGCCCAAACAGUGCUAAGAAGCGUAAGACAGGGCCCGGUGCUAAAGGGGGCAGUCGUGCCACCAAAAAGCAGUCCAACAAUUCAGUCGACUCUCUCACUGUAGACUCGAAUAGUGAGUUGGGGUCGAGUACUGACAGCCAGUCCAUUGAAAUCUCACACAAUGGCUCUGCAAACCAAGAGAGCAGUACUCAAGCGAAUGCUGUGGUUCACGGGAACGGUGGCAAGGAUUUGACGACUGGAUCGCAACAAACACCUGAGACGGAAGCCAAUGGAAGCGAUCCGCCGAAGACUAGUAAGAAAAAGAAGAACCGAUGCACUAAAUGUAAAGUAAAUGUGGGCGUCAUUGGGUUUCCGUGUCGAUGUGGUGGCACUUUCUGCAGUACUCACCGGUACGCCAAUGAACACAACUGUUCGUUCGACUAUCGAGAACACGGCGCUGAAGAGAUCCGCAAAAACAAUCCACAAGUGAUCGGAGAGAAAGUGACGAAGAUUUGAGGGAUAUAUUUAUGAAUAGAUUAUUACAAACCGGUCUCUUAUUAUAGUUUAUACAAUUGAAUUGAAUUAUAGCUAAAUUACAUUUUGGGUAUUCAUUCAUAAAACUCUUUAAAACAAUUGUCAUUAUUUUCCAAAUCAUCAAAUCAUUACGAGAAGUCAAAACCCAUUAAAUCACUAUUUUAUGUCUGCAAUCAUUAUUACGAUUACAACAAUUGACGAGACAUUAGAAACAAAUUCUAUAAAUUGAUUAUUGAUUCUGAUUAAUACCACACACCUCACACCAAUUCAGAUAACAGUUUUUGUAAUAUUAUUUAAAUUGAUUUAAUGGCAGUUGAGAUAGACUUUUGCUUAUAUUAUGUAUUAUACGAAACGUCAUAAUUGUUAACAAUUUCUCUCUAUUAUUGCAUCCGUUUAUUGUUAUAUAAAUAGAAACUCUUGUGUCUAAACUCGAUCUAAAUCUAACGCCAAUUUAUAUUAUAUUUAUUUAAUUUUCUUAUUAUUGAUAACAAAUAGAUAUCUAUUAUCUGAUUCGCGAUCAGUGCAUACAUGAGACCCCGAACGCCAGUCCAGUCAUUAUUGAUUUUUAUAUUGAAUCUAAUGUUUAUAUAUGGCUUUGAUUUGAAUUGUUUAUAGUUUUAAUAUAGAGUUACCGCAGGUAACCAUCGCUUGUAUGUUUGUCACUAAUAUCUCUUCAAUUGUGACUUAUUUCAUGACAUGACUGGUGGACACCGUUAGUCUCAUGUAUUAAAACUAUAGAAUUAAUGAUUAAACAAUAAAUAAUAAUUUGAUGCCAUUUUGCAAUUGAUGUCAUCUUUUGCCUCAUUUGAUAGUUUCAAGUAAUCUGUAUUUGCAUUGCAGUUAUCAUACAAUACGAUACAAUACUAUUAAUAUACAAUACAUGUAAAUGACCUGAAAAUCAAUUAUAUUAUCAAUUUUUGAAGAUUU
Messenger RNA from Oppiella nova, 1641 nucleotides. Lineage: Eukaryota; Metazoa; Arthropoda; Arachnida; Sarcoptiformes; Oppiidae. The record is from the annotation of a GenBank genome assembly.